This is a messenger RNA of Mytilus trossulus (common blue mussel), 2859 nucleotides long. RefSeq lists its product as uncharacterized. The record is from RefSeq and is a predicted model, not a curated record. The coding region runs from base 352 to 1356 and encodes 334 amino acids. NCBI's taxonomy places the organism in Eukaryota, Metazoa, Mollusca, Bivalvia, Mytilida, Mytilidae. The transcript has 5 exons.
ACCGGUGGGAAAAUAAGAAAACAAUAGAUUGAACUGGCUAAUAUUAAUAUUAAUAUUGACAUGACUAGAGGCGGGAAUUAGCAGACGACAAUUAUGUAUACAUUUCAUUUAAUUCAAUAACAAAACAAACAAAAUAGCGUUUGUCGAAAAUAAAACAGUAUAAAAAGAGAUUUAAUAUAAACGGACAUAAAUCAGGUGAUUGAAACAGUUGGUUGGUCAUUUUAUUGCAAUUCAAUAUUUCAUGGAUACAGAGACGGAAUACACCAGUAACGUCGAUACCUCACACAAAUCAAAACCUGUUUUCAAGAUGACAAUUCCCCUAACUCAUUAAAAGUACCAGAUGAGAAAGAAAUGCCUUCAGCAACAGUUAGGCGUAGUAAUUCUCAGAGACUAACACCAAAGUUGAAACGGGGCACCAAUGUUGGUAGAUCAAACAGCUUUAAUCUCCUUGCUCGUCCGGUUCGACCCGGAGAUAGACUAAAUAUAGAAAGGUUAAACGCAUUUACUCCUCACGAAAAUGGGCGAGAUCUCGUUUCCGAAGCUUCACGAGAAAUUUUGUUAAAUGCUAUGAAAAUGGAAUCGCACGUUCACGACAUCUUCUUUCCUGGAGAAGACCGGGAUCCAGUAUUAGACUAUGUAGAUACACGAGGAUUUCCAGUUGAGAAACUCGCGACUGCAUUGGUAGCACAGGCAAUAUCAAGAAUUAAAGAUACUCAUAGAUUUCACCAAAUGAUUGAUAAAACAGCUUUAGAUGAUGUGUUGAGAGACAUUUAUAAUAGCUUACACUGGAAAAAGCUAGGGUUUACAUUAUAUACUUUGUGUUAUCCUGAUGUAGUUCGAGAUAGUAAAACUGGUGUAUGUUUGAGAGAUUUUAUAGAAGAUAACGGGCAUGUUUGGGCUGAGCGUCUUCUCGCACAUAUUAUGGAGCCACGAUGGACAAAACAUUGGAUGUUUAAAAUUGUCCGAGGACAAUAUUCUGAUGAAGACUAUAACAAGGAAAUGAAUGCAUUGUUUGUGAAGCUUCAUUUACUAGACCCUCAGACUGUCAUACCAGCUUUCCAGUUUCUCUUAAACCAGAAAGCUUUGCCAGUAGUGAAUUUAGAAUUGGCAACCAGGAAUUAUUUAGGUGGACCGUUUGAUUGUGCUUUAAUUGAAAGUAACGUUUUAUGUGCUGAAGAGAAAGAAACAUUGCCAGUAAAUACUUCACGACUUUCUCUUUCUGAGGUAGAAAUGUAUUUCGGGACUGAAGUAGACGAUUUCAUAGUAACUGAUUGUCGGAAUAUUGGAGUCUGGAGUGGCAAGAGACCAGAAAACCAGAAACGAUCAAAACCUUCAGAACGAUGCUCUGUCAUGUGAACGAUGUUCUGUCAUGUGAAUGAUGUUCUGUCAUGUGAAUGAUGUUCUGUCAUGUGAAUGAUGCUCUGUCAUGUGAAGGUUGUAAUUGAAAUGAAUAGUAUUUUGUUAUGUUUGAACAAAAAUGUUCGAAGAUAGUAAAAACCGUUAUUGAUGUUCUAGCCUAUCACGAACAUAUUUUUGCAAGUUUACCAUUGUUCAAAUUACGUAAUGUCACCCCUUCAUAACUUACUAAAAAUAUAUAUAUGGAUUUUGUUCAUUGUUGAAGUUAACCAGUGAUUAUUUUUACAUCAUAAUAUUUGAUCCUUGGUGGACAGUUGUCUCACUGGCAAUCAUAAUUAUAACACAUCUUCUUAUUUGUAUAUACAUUGUAGAAUUGUCAGUAUUCAGCUUUUCUGGUGUUAUACAUGUGUUAAUUAGACCGUAUUUAUUUGAGGCAAAAUGAUAUUGUUAAUAAUGAACAAUUAAAAUCACAUUUUGCUAAAGAUGUACUCACACUUAUGAAGGUUCACAGUCAUGUAGGUGUAUUUAUUUAGUAGUGGUAUGCACUGGUAUAAUGUCACAUAAAUGAUGAAAAUAAGUACAUAAUGAUAUGUACAAAAAGUUUCUUUUUCAAAAACGGAAAUUAAGUGGAUUUCAUAUUCAUUAUUCCUUAUAUGAAAAAAGUGCCACAUUGUAAAAUGAGCGGCAUUUUUUUUUAUUUGCUAUACACCUUUGUCUUAAUCAUUUUUUUUCAAAUGAAUUUCGAAUAAAAAACUAUAUUUAUGGAAAUGUGUACCAUUUAAUUUUAAGAAAGAGUUUAUUACUGUCUCAAUUUGGAAAACCAAUGAAGUGAGGUUUAAUACUUAAGAUGUGAAUACUAGAAAGCAAUACACAUAUUCCAACAGGCCUUUUCUGUGAGUAAUAAAAAGCAGUUAUACAUGUACAUACACUCUACAUAGCUUUAACUUGUCAGUUCACCUAGCCGGAAAGAUCCAAGCGAACUUUUCUCAUCACUUGGAGGUCCGUCGUCGUCCGUUAAUGUCUUCUAAAAUCUCCCAUGUAACUAGUGGAUAAAAUUCAACCAAAAGUUUAUAUUUAAUGCCAUUUUUGUAAAAUCAUUAUAGACUCUGCCUUCAAAAGCCGAUAUGUUUAUAUCUUUUUUGUGUGUGUUUUUGAUAAGAAGGUAAAGAUGAAAUAUACUAUAAGAAAUGAUUAGCAAUACAAGUUCAACAAGAAGAGAAUUUUGUCACGAAUUCUAUUCUUGUUCUACAAUACUUGAGAGAAACCAUUGUUGAAGGUGCACAUAGAUCUAGGUGAGCGACACAAUCUUAUAAGAGCCUCUUGGCUUUAGAAUGGAAAUGUUUAUCGAACUAGGGGCACUGAUAACUACAAAAGAACAAAUACCCAUGUAGGUAGCAUUUCACAUUUUGUCUCUUUAAUAGUGCAAUUUAUUGUAUAUAUUCUAUUUUUUUCAUGUUACAAUUGUCUUUAAAUUAAUGAUAUAAAAAGAUGAAACCUUUUAAA